Brienomyrus brachyistius is the source of this 4018-nucleotide messenger RNA. Its product is annotated as ras-related protein Rab-14. Lineage: Eukaryota; Metazoa; Chordata; Actinopteri; Osteoglossiformes; Mormyridae. Bases 128 to 775 code for a protein of 215 amino acids. Gene Ontology annotation, biological process: endocytic recycling; defense response to bacterium; phagosome maturation. Gene Ontology annotation, cellular component: Golgi apparatus; recycling endosome; phagocytic vesicle. The record is from RefSeq and is a predicted model, not a curated record. The transcript has 8 exons. Gene Ontology annotation, molecular function: GTPase activity; GTP binding.
ACGGCGGAAGACGCACAGUGAAGGCCGCCAUCUUGGAUAGGACGCCUACCUUAGCUAGGGAUAUUCCUCAGAUUCGCCUGUAAACCCGGAGGGAAGCAUUGCUGGAAAAGCCAAGCCGCGAGCCACAAUGGCCACAGCUCCCUACAACUAUUCCUACAUUUUCAAGUAUAUCAUAAUCGGUGAUAUGGGUGUAGGAAAGUCAUGCUUGCUUCAUCAGUUUACAGAAAAGAAAUUUAUGGCCGACUGUCCCCACACUAUUGGUGUAGAGUUUGGUACAAGAAUAAUUGAGGUGAGCGGUCAGAAGAUCAAGUUACAGAUUUGGGACACGGCGGGACAAGAGCGCUUCCGGGCUGUCACACGCAGUUACUACAGGGGGGCGGCUGGAGCACUCAUGGUCUAUGACAUCACCCGGAGAAGCACAUACAACCACCUCAGCAGCUGGCUGACAGAUGCCAGGAACCUCACUAAUCCCAACACUGUGAUCAUUCUCAUAGGUAACAAAGCAGACCUGGAGGCCCAGCGGGAUGUGACGUAUGAAGAGGCCAAGCAGUUUGCAGAGGAAAACGGCCUGUUAUUUCUUGAAGCCAGCGCAAAAACAGGUGAGAACGUUGAGGAUGCAUUUCUGGAAGCGGCAAAGAAGAUUUACCAAAACAUUCAGGAUGGCAGCCUUGACCUCAACGCAGCCGAGUCAGGAGUGCAGCAUAAGCCUUCGGCCCCCCAGGGAGGCCGGCUAACCAGUGAACCACAACCCCAGAGGGAAGGAUGCAGCUGCUAAUGAUCGCCAUUACCUCCCUGCACUCACUCGACCCCCCCCCCCCCCCCCAACUGCUCCCCAUCUCCCUCUGCCCAGGAGCCCUGCCUCACCUCAUCCGUGCAAGCGUGGGGGCCUGGAGCGCCAAAUGAGGCCUGGGCAGUGGCUAUCGGCACCCCCCCGUCUCCAUUUCUUCCCCCCUCUCCCCCCAGUCUCUGAUUCUGAUUCCCUGUUCGUCUGUCCUCUCCAUCUUGCACAAAGGUCACUGCCCUUGCAACAUGUGACACAGGUGCUUCCCACAGGGUACAGAUAAGUCAGCAUAACAAGAAAAAAAUCAGACAACAUGGACAAAAGUAGAGCCUUUUAAAAAUGUCUAAGUAUAUGUAGUAACUCCACAAAGAUGCAGAAAUGGCCAGCUCUUUGUACGGAUUCCUCUGCAGCUUAACUGUUUCAUCAUUUCCAAUUAAAUUAAGUAAGAUUCCAUCUGGCCUAUUUUUUUUUUUUUUUUAAUAAGUUUUUUUGCGUGUUUGUGUGUAAUGGAUAAGGAAGAAGGUCAUGUCUGAUGACCAAGUGCAGCUUGGUUCUUCAGCCAGUAUGAAGAAGGAUUCAUCUUUAAUGUUGAAUGAUGUGUGCACGAUUUCAUGAAACUUGAGGCACAUGCGUCCAUUCCAAACAUUCAGUGAGGAAGUUGCUGAAUUUGUACGUUACAUUCCAGAAAAGAUUUAAAAUAUUCCUGUUUUUCAACAAAAUUAACCAGGGACUGUUAAAUGUGUAUAAAUUGCUGUUGUUUUUCUUGAAUGUCAGAUAAAUAUGAUUUUAAGAUGAAAAGUGAAAUUGCGUACAUUUGAAAGCAGUUUUGUUACCAGCCUUAGUUGUACCGAUCUCCUCUAUAGCCCACUGCUCACACUGUGGGGAAAACAGCUGUACUCUGACCACCUGUAUAGUGAAAAUGUGAGCAUCCUCUUCAUGCAGUACUUCAUAUCAAUUUGUUUUUAUCUGAUGUUUUGUUUGCUUUAUUUUUUAUUAUCUUUGCUGUUCUACACAAAGAAAUUGAACACAUUUGUUUGAACUAAAUCACUUUUACAUUGAUAUUUAUUGAGACCCUGAUUUUUUUAUUUUUAUUUUUUGAAAAUGUAAGGAGUCCUGAGCAGCCAGCAUAAACCGGGACAUUUGGAGAUGUUUGCAGUUCAUUCACAGGAAGUGUAACUGAGGCUUUUAUGUUUGAUCUGUCCGGAAUUUAGAGAAGGGGGCUAUUUUCAUAAAUCACUGAUUAAAAUAACUGUUAGGAUCAUCUCUCUCCUGUAUGUUGAUGUUGACUCCAUGGCAACACAUAUUGGCUCGAUUUGUACUGGGUGCUUUGUGCAAGGUGGGCUUUUUUUAAGUGGAAAGGGGUCUGAAUAGACACACUCUUUAAAGACCAUCGCUAUUAGUUUUAAUUAUGAUCUGCUGUAAUUCUGGCUGUACCGUAACAGGUGAGUGGAAAGCCCCUUGUGUUACACAUCAGGUGUUCUUGGCUGCUUCAGUUGCUUGCUGUCCCAUCAUAAUUUUGAGGGUUAAUAGUGUGGAGGAGGACAGGGAAGCAGUGGAGCUUCAUGUGGUCCGCUUUUCAUAUUCAUUCUCAUUACUGUCAUGGGUUACAACUUGACCAUUUAUGUCCAUAAUUAAAAGCAAAAGGUAAAUAAGUAUAAUAUUCAAAUCAGUUUAAGUGAUUUUAAUGAUUGCUCUUGAUUUUAAAUCGUAAUAAAAAGAUUUAGAUUUUAGAAAUCAGUAAUAUCACAUUCAACAUUGUGGCUUCUUUGUCAUGUUGCCUUCAUGAAUUUAAGUGAAAUUUGCUGCAUUUAAGAAUGGGGGAAAAAUGUGAAACCGUUUGACGGGUGUUCCAAGAAUGAAAUCGCUUUCAUUAGUGUCACUUCUGCUUCCCACAGUUAUGGAAAUUAACACGUUAUCACUUUCCUGUAAGAAUAAGCCAACUAUGUCCAUCUGUAAGUGCAUUACAAAAGCAGUCGCAAGGCAGGCUGUGUUUUUCCACUCUAAGUAUAGUAGCCUGCUGACAUUAAUUCUUCACUGGUUAAAACAUUUGCUAUGAAACUUCAAUAAAUCAUUCAGUUAUGCAUCGGAGUAUAAUUGCAGGGGCAUUGCGGGGCUAUAGUUAGGCUAAUGGUCGUUUUAUCAAUAAACAGACAAUAUGCAGCUAUAGCACUGGAGUCGAUAUGUGGAAUGUAAUCAGUGGCCUGGAGCUUGUGUUGGCAUUUGUUCACUCUGAUUUUACUUGCUUUGAUUAGCUGUUGCCAGAAUGAAAAUGCACAAUUUAACCAAAUAUUAGACAAAAUCCUGUUCCUCAGUUUUGUUAAACUAAAAUGCUGUUAGACAAAUACAUUCAAGUGUGGGGGGGGUUAGGGGAGAAUGCCAGUUGUAUUUGUGCUAGUAAAAUAUUUUUUAAUGAAAACUACAAAACCUAAAGUAUUUGUAUUGAAUGUACCAUACAUUAAAAAAGUUUAAAAUCAUUCAAAGGGGAAACAAACGAUUAACUACUGCAUUGCCACCUCUAUUCACCUUUUCAAUAUGAUUUGACCAGUAAAGCAUAAUCCUCCGUGAAGCUGAAUUAAAAGUUCAGUUAAACUCCACAUAUGCUCCAUCCUGCAAGGCACCUCGUCUGGAGAAUGUAACAGUCUGCUUAGGAAAAAUGACUGCAGCGAAAAAAUAAUUAUGCCCCCGGGCCCUGCUGUCUGCAGAGUGUACGCGUCCCUCUAAUAAGUCCUGUGCAUGUCACCUAUGCUUUAUAUCUCCGGCUUCUGUAACAGGAAGGAACCUCGACACAACUAAGGGUAUAACCGGUAUCAAUGAGUUUGCUGUGAUCCUUUAUGUAUCCCAUCUUCUCUAUAGGUCUAGAGAAUUACUUGUGCUUUUCAAGUAGAUUUUGUGUACUCUCAGUAUCGGAUGUAAAAUCAUUGCUCUUGUUUCAGGAGAUCAUUAAAUCUCAUGUCAUGCCAUAGACUAUAAAUGACAAGCUUGUGUCCUGGGACCACGUUCUGCUAAUACAUGUAUAAGCUCUGGCCAAACCAAACAGUUAAAACUUGGCUUUACCUUUUGCUUGGUUGAUCUCUCUCCUGCCUUUUUAAUCUUCGUUUUGUUCUUUUCGUGUUUGACCACCUAACUACAUGCACUUGGGUCUUAUUUAUAUAUGUGAAUAUUUUUCUGUACUUUUCGGUUUAUGGGCCACAAUGCUAUUGAUCUAAAUAUUUGUAAAUAAAGUACAUAUCUAGAGAA